Molecule: messenger RNA, 994 nt
Organism: Drosophila subobscura
Lineage: Eukaryota; Metazoa; Arthropoda; Insecta; Diptera; Drosophilidae
Product: mitochondrial dicarboxylate carrier
Biological process (GO): malate transmembrane transport; phosphate ion transmembrane transport; succinate transmembrane transport
Molecular function (GO): thiosulfate transmembrane transporter activity; malate transmembrane transporter activity; succinate transmembrane transporter activity
Source: RefSeq, a predicted model, not a curated record
ACUUCGGACAGAGUUUCCUUUCGUUAAGCUGUCAGUAUAGUUCUGUUCUGUCCUGUUCUGUCAGACCCCAUAGCUACGACUGGAAACUCCCACAAGCUGGCGUGUCUGUACAAGUACUGCGACAUCCUGCAGGAGGAACGAAGGUUAUAUCCGCGCUGGUGGUGCGGCGGCCUGGCCGGGGCUACCACGCAGCUGUUCACGGCACCCUUCGACCUGCUGGAGACGCGCAUGAUGAUCAUCAAGCAGGACAGAACUCUGGCGCAGACUUUCCGUUUGGCCAUCAAAGAACAUGGUGUCUUCUCGUUAUACGAUGGCCUGAGCGCCCAGCUGCUGCGCCAGAUGACCUACGUGGCGCUUCGAUUUCAUCUCUAUGAGACCGGCAAGAGGUACGUGGAUGAGUACAACUUCCUGCACAAGGUGGGUGUGGCCAGCGUGGCUGGCGUAGUGGCGGGUUGUGUGGGCAUACCCUCGGAGCUGGUGAACAUCAGAAUGCACGUGGACCGGGCACUACCCGAGCGAAAGCGGCGCAAUUACCGGAAUGUCUUCCAUGGCCUGUACACAGUGGCCCGCAAUGAAGGUUGGACAUCGCUCUACCACGGCGGAAGUUAUUCAUGCGCGCGGGCAGCUCUCAUCACCAUUGGCCAGAAUGCGGUCUACGAUCAGGCUAAAAUGAAUUACAUGCACUACUUCGAGCUGACGCACGACAGCAAGGUGCUGCAUGUGAUCAGCUCCGUGUCGGCGGCCCUGCUCUGUGGUCCCCUGGUCCAGCCCAUUGAGAUCUUGAAAACGCUUCGCAUGACCACCAGAGCCCCGGGCGGGAGGGCAAACAAGUUCUUUGCCUACAUGAUGCGCUUUGGGCCGCGAGGACUCUUUCGCGGCACUGUACCCAGUCUGAUGCGAAUGGUGCCGAAUACGACCCUUACAUUUGUGCUAUUCGAACAGUUUCGCUUGUAUUUCGGCUAUUACGAUGAUGUACCCCAGGAGACUUAAUAAA